GUUUGGCCGCUUUUGUGAAACGAAUUCAAAUCUUGUUCCAGUAUUCGCGCGGUACAAAGUAUGAGUACACGCUCGCCGUGGCUCGCGUAUUUGCAGUGGAUUGUAUUACAUUUUGAUGUGGAUUUUGCGUGUUGGAUACCUAGAGUACUCUAUGUAGUUUUACAUAUCUUUGGACACACCAUCAGUUACGAACUGGAUGCCGUGUUUUAUCAUUACACAGGCGCCUUUAUCGUGGGAUUUGUAGCGACUUCUCUGGUUGAUUGCUGAUCACGUUUACGUUUUCUUUCGAUGUAGUAUCACCAAUUUACAAUGGCCCAAAAGGAGAUAAAACAUUUUCUCCUUGUCUCUGUCCCGGGUUACGGACACACCAUCCCCAUGGUAGGAUUGGCGAGGAAGCUGGCAUCUCGCCAACACAAAGUCACCUUCGUCAUCUGCAAAGCUGCCGUGGAGCACAUUCGCAAGAAACAAGAGAUUACACCGGAAGAUGAGAAAUCCAUCCACGUUGUCGGACUGGAAGACGGCAUCGCGGAAAAUGAAUCAGAGGAUAUCGUCUGCUACAUGUCUUUUGUAGGAUUCAAAGACCACGGCGUCCGGGCAAUGCAAAAACUGAUUAAAGGUCUUCCUGUCGCUGGACAGCCGCCCGCAGAUGGUGUAGAACGCUACGGUAUUACCGUGCCAGUUAAUGCGUUGGUAGCGGAUAUUUUUAUUGCUGCCAGUGUAGUCGGGUGUCUGGAACGUAAACUGCCCUACUAUUUUCUAAACUGCUCAUCCAUUGGACCGUUCCGCACUAUUCUGUAUAUCACCGAGCGCACACCGGUAAUCGAAAAGAACGACUUGGAAAGUUUUGAUUUUAUCCGUCCCGAGUCGGAAGGCCCACAACCAGCCAUCGGUCAAAUUAUGAAGGGGAUGUGUUUAGGCAUUAACCCGUUCUUGUCCACCGGUAACGGGAUGCUUACCAAUUCGUUCCGGGAAAUUGAACAGCAUUUUAUCGACGAAAUCAAACAGGAUUUGCGUAUGAGCAACAUGGACUAUUACUGCGUUGGACCGUUUAUGCCGGAAGAGAACCACGAUAAAAAUCCCAGCCACGCCGAACUCGGACAAAAGGUCACACGUUGGUUGGACCGUCAAGCUGACAACUCCGUGGUGUAUGUGUCGUUUGGCUCUGUGGUCGUUCCCAACGAGAGCCGUAUCGUGGAGAUUGCUAAGGCUCUGCAGGCGCUGAAAAAACCAUUCAUCUUCUCGAUCCGCCAGCAUCAGCAAUCCAUUCUGCCGGGUGAUGUACGCGUCGGCAUCGAUACACACUUGGAUAAUCCGGAAGCACCAGGACUGUUUUUGCAUUGGGCCCCGCAAAAGCUAAUUUUGGCCCAUCGAGCGACAGCGGUUUUCGUCAGCCACUGCGGAUGGAACGGCGUUAUUGAGAGCAUGUUCUACGGCAAGCCUAUUGUCGGUUGGCCGAUUUUCGGGGAUCAACUGGAGAAUGCAUUGUGGAUUGAAGAGAUAGGUUUGGGAGAGUCAUUGCUUCGCCGCGAGCACGCUGAUAAUGAUGAAGAGAAAAAGAACAUCACCAGCGAUAAAAUUGCCGCAGCUGUCCGGCGCGUUGGAUAUGAGAGUGAUGUGGCACGGAAGUCGGCGCAGAAAUGGAAGGACAAGAUUCGAGAGGCCGUCGCACCGGGUGGAAGUUCUAACCGUGAACUGCAAGACUUUAUUGAUGCCGUGGUGUAAUAAGUCUGUGUCAACUCUUGCUAAACUUAUUUUCGGCGAUGUUAGUUUUGUGUUGUGGCUUAUAGUGGCUAGUUAUGCCGACAAGUGCAUUUACAAUACUAAUUCCUUCUUUCUAUGUUUGCAUCGCGUUGCUGUUACUUAAUUCUCGAUGUUAACGAUCUGUCAGUACAUAAUUAAUAUAACCGUACGUUG
Molecule: messenger RNA, 1914 nt
Organism: Paramacrobiotus metropolitanus
Lineage: Eukaryota; Metazoa; Tardigrada; Eutardigrada; Parachela; Macrobiotidae
Exons: 2
Coding region: 310-1722 (470 amino acids)
Molecular function (GO): UDP-glycosyltransferase activity
Source: RefSeq, a predicted model, not a curated record